AGCGCGGUCCUGACGAGCCUCUCGCCCCGCCCCGUUCAGUCAUGGCGCUGUCCUCGCGGCUGUGGCGCCUUCUCCCUCUGCGGCGCGGAGCCACCCAGAGCUUCCGGCAGCUGGCGAGGACCUGGGGCAGCCGGGGACACCGUGGCUCCGAGGUGAUAAGAAACACUCGACCUUUCAAGAGAGGCCUUUUGUUCUCAGCCUUGUCUUUGUUCGGUUUUGAAACCUACCAACUCAUUUCUCAGGCUGCCGUGGUUCAUGCCACAGCCAAAGUUGAAGAAAUACUUGAGCAAGCAGACUACCUAUAUGAAAGUGGAGAAACAGAGAAGCUUUAUCAGUUGCUCACACAGUACAAGGAAAGUGAGGAUGCAGAGUUACUGUGGCGUUUGGCACGAGCAUCACGUGACAUAGCACAGCUUAGUAGGACUUCAGAAGAAGAAAAAAAAGUUUUGGUGUAUGAAGCUCUAGAGUAUGCAAAAAGAGCACUAGAGAAAAACGAGUCGAGUUUUGCUGCUCAUAAGUGGUAUGCAAUCUGCGUUAGUGAUGUUGGAGACUAUGAAGGCAUCAAGGUUAAGAUUGCAAAUGCCUACAUUAUCAAGGAACAUUUUCAGAAAGCAAUUGAGCUGAACCCUAAAGAUGCUACUUCAAUUCACCUUAUGGGUAUUUGGUGCUAUACAUUUGCUGAAAUGCCUUGGUAUCAAAGAAGAAUUGCUAAAGUGCUGUUUGCAAAUCCUCCUAGUUCCACCUAUGAGGAGGCCGUGAAGUAUUUCCACAGGGCAGAACAAGUGGAUCCAAACUUCUACAGCAAAAACUUGCUGCUGUUAGGAAAGACAUACUUGAAACUAAACAACAAAAAGCUUGCUGCUUUCUGGCUGGUAAAAGCCAAGGGUUAUCCAGCACACACAGAGGAAGAUAAACAGAUACAGACAGAAGCUGCUCAGUUGCUUACAGGUUUGUGACAAGAACCGAGAACUUUUUGGAGAAGGCAACAAUCUACCUAACACUUUGUAUUUCAUUGAUUUAUAAAGAUGAUAUAUUAACCAUAAUGAUUCUAUGGCUCCCCCCCCCCUCAGUUCUUUUAUGUAUAACCAUUUUUCAAAAUAAAUGGACAAAAUUCUGGGUUUCUUCACAAUUAAAAGUAUAAAAGAAAUUGUCACAUUAUCUACGAGUGGCAGCAGUACAUUUCCCUGGUUCAGACAAAUAUUUUCAAUUUGGAACAGCAACAGGAAAAAAUGGUACUGGAUAUGUAAGAACUCAUCACAUCAGAAUGAGAAGUUUCCAAAAGAAGGCUUUCUGAACAGAUGUCAUAUGAGGGGAUGGUUUUCAUCUUAUAAUUGACUUAAAGUUGCUGUCUUGGAGAAAAGGUAAAAUGAGAGGUGUUUAUGAUGUUGAGGGCUCCUGGCAUAAAGAACUUAAGUGAUAUGUCUUAGAAAGCCAGCCUGAAUAAGGAAAAAUACUGUGGAACAAUUUGCCUUUUGAAAUGUGUUAUAACUUCAUAGAUGGCAGGGCUGGAGAGAUGGCUCAGAGGUUAAGAGAACUGACUGUUCGAAAGGUCCUGAGUUCAAUUUCCAGCAACCACAUGGUGGCUCACAAACACCAUUAAUGAGAUCUGGUGCCCUCUUCUGGCCUGCAGGGACAUAUAGUGGAUACAGGCAGAACAGUGUAUACAUAAUAAAUAAAUAAUUAAAAAAAAUUGUCACUUGGCAAACUGUUAUCCUUUAUAGAAUGUUGGGACACAGAUCUCAGGGUGAGAAGGAAAUAGAGUAUUCAACAGGUGGGGUACUAUCACUUGAAUCUAAGGCGCCACCACAGCAGACUUACAUGUUGUAACAAUUGAAGCUUGGAUGCCACUUACACAGAAUGAAUGUGAGACUGUAUAGGUAUACCCCCCCGAAGACAUGAGAAUUGUAAUGUUUUAAUAAAUUACAGAAAAAUGUG
Molecule: messenger RNA, 1935 nt
Organism: Arvicola amphibius (Eurasian water vole)
Lineage: Eukaryota; Metazoa; Chordata; Mammalia; Rodentia; Cricetidae
Gene: Rmdn1
Product: regulator of microtubule dynamics 1
Exons: 10
Coding region: 42-956 (304 amino acids)
Cellular component (GO): cytoplasm; spindle microtubule; mitotic spindle pole
Molecular function (GO): microtubule binding
Source: RefSeq, a predicted model, not a curated record